UUAUUGUAACCAACUUCACUAUCCAUGCGAUUUUCAAUAUUAAUGGUGUCCGUGUACGCGUUGUGAUUUCGUUUUUUUUCCCACUUUGUUUCGAUGCAUAAUAUUAACGAAGAGAUACGCGAAUACAUUCUUUAAGUUUUAUUUAUUCUGUUUUAUUAGAAAACGAUCAGUUAUGUGAUACACAAGGCUCUCAGUUCGAGUAAUUUUGUGCUGAAAACCUUCCGGAAAUCUUCAAACGUCAAAUGAUUUGUACACGGAGAAAAACCAAUAAACCGUGAACUUUCCAAUACACCUCUCACUUCGCUGCAACUUUUCUUCAUUUCUUUACAUUAAUUAAUCUUAUCAGCGUUGAAAAGUGCACGCGAAAAUAUUUUUACAAAAUGGAAUUUGCACAGCCACCGCCGGAUGUCUCGCAAAUAAAUUUCAGUAUGCCGCCACCACAAGCGCGCCAUCAAAACCAACAUGGAAACAAUUUAAUCCUUGGGGGUGGCGGCGGCGGAGGUGGUCAUCAUCAUCACUACCACCAUCAUUUUGGUGGCGGGAUGGGCGCCGGUAAACCGGGACAUCCGUACUUCAAACAAUUCGGAAACUUUGGUCGGGGUCCGAACGGAUUGCCAAUGACCCAAGACGACUUUGAUGGGAAACGACUGAGGAAAAGUGUAAUGCGAAAAACUGUUGAUUACAAUGCAUCGAUUGUUAGGGCGCUUGAGAAUCGUACCUGGCAGCGUGAUUAUCGUGAUCGGCAUGCGUUGCAACCGGAAAGUAUAUAUGUUCCAGAUUUAAUGCCCCCGCCUAGUUACUUAGAUAAUCCGAGCAAUGCUGUUACUACGAAGUUCGUUAAAACUGCCACGAACAAAAUGCGGUGUCCGAUUUUCACCCUUGCCUGGACACCAGAAGGGCGUCGUCUUGUAACAGGCGCGAGUUCUGGGGAGUUCACUCUGUGGAAUGGAUUGACAUUUAAUUUUGAAACAAUUCUCCAGGCUCAUGAUGUUCCUGUUCGCACAAUGGUUUGGUCUCACAAUGACAUCUGGAUGGUUACGGGCGAUCACUCAGGAUGCGUCAAGUACUGGCAAUCGAAUAUGAACAAUGUGAAAAUGUUCCAAGCACACAAGGAACCAAUACGAGGAAUAAGUUUCAGCCCGUCGGAUAGUAAAUUCGUGAGCUGCAGUGAUGAUGGUACUUUGCGGGUCUGGGAUUUCUAUCGAUGUCAAGAAGAAAGAGUGCUUCGAGGUCAUGGAGCCGAUGUCAAAUGUGUACACUGGCAUCCGCAAAAAGCCCUUAUUGUAUCAGGUAGUAAAGACAAUCAACAGCCGAUAAAACUCUGGGAUCCCAAAAGCGGACAGGCAUUAGCUACUCUACACGCCCACAAGUCUACAGUAAUGGAUUUAAAGUGGAAUGACAACGGCAAUUGGCUAGUCACAGCAUCACGAGAUCAUCUGCUUAAACUAUUCGAUUUAAGAAAUCUACGCGAAGAAGUGCAAGUCUUCCGAGGCCAUAAAAAGGAAGCAAGUGCAGUAUCUUGGCAUCCCGUUCACGAAGGAUUAUUCUGUUCCGGGGGUUCAGAUGGUUCAAUAUUAUUUUGGAAUGUUGGAACUGACAAGGAAGUUGGUGCAAUAGAUCAAGCUCACGACAGUAUUGUAUGGACUCUUGCCUGGCACCCUCUAGGACAUAUACUAUGCUCAGGAUCAAACGAUCACACAAUAAAAUUUUGGACGAGAAAUCGUCCUGGUGAUCAGAUGAGAGAUAAAUAUAACUUAAACACAUUGCCAGCAAGCUGGGCUGGUAUGGAAGAAUGCGAUAUUGAAGAACAUCAUGUCAUCCCCGGCAUGGGACCAGAAGAUAAAGUUGACUUCACCGAGAGCCUAAUGGCAGACAAAGGCUUUAUUCCUGGUCUUGACUUAGAUCAGAAAAACAGUGGAGAAGAGAAACGCGACAAAGAAAAGAAGGUACCAUAUAGCAAACCAAUUCCGCGCAACUUCCAAGCUCAGUGGAAUGACACAGGGCGUACGGAAGACGCAGAAGAAGCUACCUCAAAAGAAAUCAAGGAAGUGAUAACUCAAAUAGUUGAGAAUACCCCAGGCGUUGUACCUUUACAGAAAAUUGCCCCCUCCGCUAUUAUUGUUUACGGAAAAGUCAUCACAGUACAUCCUGGAAGCAAAUUAGAGGCCGCUAUUCUCGCAGGCCCCGACGCUUUGAAUAAAUAUAUAAGCAGCGGAGAAUUAGAAGAACUCGCUGAUGUUAUGCCCUUCGAAGACACAAACAGUCCAACUAGAAGCGGUGGGCGAAAUUCACCGUCAGAUCGGAGCAAAUCGCCAGUUCGUCGCAAAAAGUCACGUUUUGAUACGGUACAAGAUCACAAUGCUCAAAUGAUUUACUCAAAGGACGUUGAUAGUAGACAGCAAAUUCAACCUCAAGUACAAGCAUCACAGCAGGGAUUCAUACCACCCCUAUUAGCUCUCAAUGUACCUCAGCCAGAUGGCUUUCCUGGAGGUGUUCCACCACAAUCUAAAGAUCAAGACUUUCGUACCUUCAACAAUAACAAUUUCAGCAAUAGUGGCGAUAGUAUACGGCCUAGCCCUUGGUCAGAUGGUCCACCCAAUCAGCAACAAAAUGCGUUGCCUAACUUCCCAGCAGGAGCACACAGCGGAGACGGCCCCAAUAUCGGGGGUAAUGCAACACAAAAUCCCUUCAGUAAUAACCAGAAUAACAGCCUCGGUAACUCCAACUUCAAUAAUAAUUCUUUUCAUGGAGGAACUGCGCCAUUCGAUGGACCAUAUAAUAACAAUACAUCGAAUUUUGAAAGCAAUGGUAAUGGGCCAAACGCAGGGAAUUACAAUAACAAUAAUGACAAUGGCAGCAGAGGUCGUUCACAUGGUCGCCAUAAUGAUGGCGGUAGUAGAAACAACGAUAACUAUAACAGAAAUGAUAGUCGCAGUAGAGAUGGUGGUCGUCGGAAUGAUCGGAGUCGGCAACAAAAUCGUAGAAACCGGAAUAGGUUCUAGAAUUAUGUAUAGACCCAUUAAUUCUGUUCACAUUUAGUUUUAUUUAUACCCCGACUUUCAAGUUAACCUGAUUCCAGCCCGUACUAAAUGAAUGUGGGAAAUUUUAAUCAUGAUAUCCAGUUUAUCUGUAACGUAAUUGUCCAUAAAAAUAGACUAUCAUUUGUUUUUAAAGCGAAAAAAAAUAUUUGCCUCAGAAAUUAUUUUAUAUCACAGUAUAUGGAAAGCAAAUUCUUCGUUAUAUUAAUUUUAAAAAGUUUUUUUUUCUGAUUUCAUUGCUAGACGAUGUUAGAUAUUUAAAAGGGGUCAAGUGAUCGAUAGCUUUGCGCAAGUGAGAUGGUCAGCUUUCUACACAACCAGCUAUUUUUAUCAUUGUCCGUUAGAGAUAAAUAGUUUCUAAUUCAAUUAAUUAAAAAAAACAUUUCCUUCAAAAUGGAGGUCAAUGAUAACCACUUAUUGUUCUUUCAUAGUUAAUUUCGUUUGGUAGAGACGACCAGACAUUUUCGUAUCGUAAUGUGCAAAUGAAUGGAAAAAUAGAGUCUAAUUGAAUAGGAGGUGAUUUUGAGAGAAAGGAAGACAAACAAGCGGUUAUUCGCUUGAUGUAAAUGAGAUGAAUUUAAACAAAUGUUGUUGUACAUACGUUUCUUGAAAUCAUUCUAGUAUUUAUAAUUUAUUUUCACAUAUAAAUACUGUAGAGCUGUAAAGUAUGAAUUAAAGUCGAAUUAAGUAA
Hermetia illucens (black soldier fly) is the source of this 3729-nucleotide messenger RNA. It is a transcript of the gene Wdr33, whose product is annotated as pre-mRNA 3' end processing protein WDR33. Gene Ontology annotation, cellular component: mRNA cleavage and polyadenylation specificity factor complex. The record is from RefSeq and is a predicted model, not a curated record. Gene Ontology annotation, molecular function: protein binding. The coding region runs from base 381 to 3002 and encodes 873 amino acids. The transcript has 9 exons. Lineage: Eukaryota; Metazoa; Arthropoda; Insecta; Diptera; Stratiomyidae.